CAUUGUGCGAACGCAGCGAAAUGAGGAACAUAAGCUCGUGUUAGGAGAACACACACACUAAAUAGGCAUUUGUCACAUUUUUGUGGUAAAAAUCCACAGUUAUAGAAGAAGAUACAAACUGCAGGCGCAACAUACUGAAAGAUUGAUUGCUUUUGUUCUGUUGGUAAGACUCAUUUGACUCCUCUCGAUUCCUCUGAAGAUGGAUGGAGAGCGCAGUAGGAAUAAAGAGCGUCUCGAGGCCAGUUUGGCAUGGCUGUGUGAGCUGGAAAUGUUAAAGCAGCGGCAGGAGAGUCUAGUCCUGGGCGCCUUGUCGCUCGGGGAUACAGUGCCUGGAUGCAUGGCGUGGGGUGAUGUCUGUCCGGCCCGCAGCAGCAGAGAGCACGAGCAGCUGACUCUAAGACGACAGCUGAAACGGCUCCAGGGCGCCCCCAGUCUGCUAAUGCUGGCACUGCAACAGCAGCUCAGCGAGUUAAGGGUAGAUAGAGGACUCACAUGUGAGCAGAAUACAGAGGAGGAUUUGGACAGUCCCAGUACAUCCAGCUCAGGGCUUUAUGACCAAAGUGAUAGUCUGUCUCCUCCACUGCGUACCUGUUUGACACCAAACCUUGCUGUCUCCUGUAACAGGCCCAGAUCAAUGGAUGACUACAUGCUAGACUGGGAGGCUCAUAUGGAGCCCCCAGUACAUACCAACCUUCCCCGCUCAUUUUCUGUCCCAUACCCCCCUCUAGAGGGAAUUGCUGAGGGAAUAGAGGAGGAAGAGGAGGACGAAGAAAGCCCUCAGUGGACUACAGAUCAGAUGGUGGAAGAAGGGCAAAUGGCUGAAGGUAAUGAAAGCCUUACGCUUGAGAUUAGCCUCACUACUGAUGCUGAGGCAGACCCUACAGAAAAGAUAGAUGACGGCCCAACAGCAGAAGACAUCCAGCAGGCCAUGCGUGUGGAGGCAUAUAUCCUGGGUCUCCUGCAGCGUCGACACCUCAGAUCUACACCAGAACAGGACUCUGAUCCCAAUCGGUGGCAGCACUUACACACAUACCAAACCAGUUACCCUAACUGUCCAGACCUUCCACUUGAUCAGCCAGAAUGGCUGAAUUGGGCAGCUCAUUCAGAGGAAGAGGGAUAUUUCAGAAAUCUUCCUAAUGUCCAAAUUGGACCAACUUACAUGAGCAGCGAGCAGCAAGAAUCCUCCUUAGAAAUGGAUCAAUAUGGAGUUGCAGAAGUCUCCACCAGCAAUGAUGAGAUUGACUCACCUUGGCAACAACGUGGUUACCUUGAACACAACCCCACAAUGUUAAACACCACAAAGCCACAUUAUAUUCACACUUGCUGCAAUCAUACCUGCACAUCUAUGUCAGCAACUCCAGAGUCUCGUGAGCAACACCAGCCCCUCGCUUCUCAAGAGUGGACUCUUCUUCAGUCCCUAGUCAGAAGGGGUUCUGAAGAUAGGUGGACAUCCACAGGACACAAACACGCCAGGACAACCAGCCGCUCUAGGUCAGAGGACAGUGGCCUCUCUCAAGGAUGGGCCGCCCAACCUGAGCACAAAUACUUUACAGUGGGGCGGGACAUGGGCAGUCACCGUAGUGACGAAUUUAACCCAUCCAGUCAGCGCCUCUGGUGCUCCUCAGCAGAUCUCAGUCAAGAGGAGGAUGAGGGAAUAUCCAGAGAGGAGGCUCGUGAGCUCAGACACAACCAUUUACCUGUUCACAGCCUCAAACACACCUGUGUUCAGUUCAGGGAGAAGGACCAGAGGGUUGGGAAGGAGUUGGAGGCAGGUAUUGCACCAACUAAUGGUUCAGACUCCAGUCUGAGCGAGACUUUCUCCCCAGGGACGAGUUCGGUGUCUAGUGACUCAGAUGAGAGUGGAGGGCUGGUCUGGCCACAGCAGUUGCCCCCUCGUUUGCCUCCUCCCUCCUCCUCACAGAACCCCUCCAAUGCUGUGGUCAAGAUUAAAGCCUCACAUGCGCUCAAAAAGAAGAUAAUGCGUUUUCGCUCAGGCUCUCUCAAACUGAUGACCACUGUCUGAGUCUGGCCACCCCAUAUAUUUAAGGUUUAAGAAAAUCUCUGCCCUUUUCUUGGCACAUGCUGGCAUUUUUUGAAUUAAAUUUUUACAGAUUUGUGAGAGUGCUCGAUCUUAUUUGAAGAAGUUCAACUAAAGUUCUGUACCACCAUUAAUCAAAAACUUUGGGGUUAGCACUUUGGGGUUAAUGUUCACUUCAUUAAUUUACAUUGUUAUGAUUUCCUGCCCAACCUCAAUUCUGUUAUGAUUAUGUUCAUAGUCACGUACACUCUGUUUUAGGAGUGAAAAGCAUAUAAAAUGGUGGACAGUGAUAACCACAGUAACGUAAACAAGAAGCAUGCAUGCAAGUAUUCGGAGACAAAUUACCAUCUGACAGAUUUUUUCAAUAGAGGUGCAGCUUUUUGUUUAUGCUAGUUAACAAACUGAAGCUUUUAAUCAGUGUGCUCUAUGUAAUGUAUGGGUUACCCCUGCACACAGGGAUAGUGAGAGAAUCUACAUUGGAGAGAGACAGACUGGAGUCUGGUCACAUUUACCUUUGUUCAGCAAAAUUCAUUGGGCGAAAAACAGUACAGUCAUUUCAAUGGGAAUCCGUAAAAAUCCGAAAUUUUGCCUGAUGGACUUCCGAUGACUAAGAAUUUCCUUAUGCCAUCCCAGAUGAGUAUGACUUUCUUUCAUCUGUUGAACUGAAAUGAAGAUUUUUAGUAGGGAUGUGCACGGUUACUGUUUUUAACAUUCAGUUAACCGCAAGCUUUCAUGAACGGUUAAUUGUUUUUUCAUCGGGACGCAGGAAUAAAGGGGGGAGGGGGGUGUUGUCGCUGUCCUUUUCUGCAUAUUGCGGACCCCUUCAGCAUACCGCCGUGCCAUUUUGCGGCCCUCUUCAGCCAGUCGCGACCCGUUCGGCAUAACACGGCAUCCCGUUUCAGCUUAUCACCGCCCUUUUGGUUCCGUUUCGCGGGAAUGUCCCAGUUCUCCCACAAUCUCUUUCUUUUGCUUUACUUAUUAUCAGCAAAACUAUUUUUUUAAAUUAUUUUAUAUAUAUAUAUAUAAUUUACUGACUACUCAGAACUAAUGCCUGAAUCAAGCCAUUUUAACACUACCCUGCUGCUGAUGCUGUCACAUGUUGUCCACAGAUUAAUGCAGAAUGGGAAGUGACUUCCACAGACAUAUAGAUGAACAUUAUUUAAAUCUUUUUACCUUGUUUAUAUCUUUUAACAUGCAAAAAGUAAUUAUUAGGGGCCCUUGCCGAGCUAAUUAAAACAUAAAAGUUGUCACCUGGAUUUAAAUCUCAUUAGGGAAGCAUUUUAAAGAGGGUAAUUUACACAGAUCAUCUCCCAGACAUUAUAUGACAGGAUUGCUAGGGUCAUGAAGGCAUGCUUAUUUGUACUAUGUACCACUUUGCCUGCUAUGCCCCAGGUGAUUUUUCUAGUUUGCACAGCACAUGGGUUGCCCAUUCAUUUUUGAAUUACACAAGACUGAAGUCAGCUUGAUACAUUCAUAUUUUGUAGCAUGUUUGUUAAAAUAAAUUUGUAGAGUACCUACUACAUGUAUAGUUAUUUAUACUUUGACUAUAAUAUGUUAUGGCAUGUAGCUUCCUCAUUAGCACCACCUAGUGCACUGAGGACUGAAAUAUUUGAUUUUCUUGCUGUUGUAUAGCACAUGUAUGGCAUUGGUAAGGGAGUUUUACCUGAGCCAUUCAUGGGCAACGGACACACCUGUAAAUAUAUUUUAGUGUGGUGUGUAUCUUAUGAAUUGCCUUGCCUGCACAUAAUAUUUCACCACCUUUGAUCUCACUGCUACAGUGUAUUUUAGAGAUUGCUAUGUUGUAAUCUUUAAAAAUGUUUCUGUUCAUUGCAUGUUCUUAUAA
Messenger RNA from Myxocyprinus asiaticus (Chinese sucker), 3881 nucleotides. RefSeq names its product dapper 1-like. The transcript has 4 exons. The record is from RefSeq and is a predicted model, not a curated record. Gene Ontology annotation, biological process: negative regulation of canonical Wnt signaling pathway. Gene Ontology annotation, cellular component: cytoplasm. The coding region runs from base 200 to 2023 and encodes 607 amino acids. NCBI's taxonomy places the organism in Eukaryota, Metazoa, Chordata, Actinopteri, Cypriniformes, Catostomidae.